Molecule: messenger RNA, 557 nt
Organism: Nicotiana tabacum (common tobacco)
Lineage: Eukaryota; Viridiplantae; Streptophyta; Magnoliopsida; Solanales; Solanaceae
Source: RefSeq, a predicted model, not a curated record
AUGGAUGUCAUCAGACCAAUUGAAUUUGAUGUUUCAAACGAACAUAUGUUCAUUUUGGUGGCUAUAGAUUACUUCACAAAAUGGGUUGAAGCCGCUUCCUAUAAGGUUGUGACUAAGAAAGUCGUAGCAUAUUUCGUUUGGGAUCGUAUUAUUUGUCGAUUUGGAGUACCUGAGUCAAUCAUUACCGAUAAUGCCGCCAAUUUCAACAGUGAUCUGAUGAAAGCCAUGUAUGAAACAUUUAAUAUCAAGCACCAGAAUUCUACAGCGUACAGGCCACAGAUGAAUGGAGACGAAGAAUCCGCCAGCAAGAACAUCAAGAAGAUAUUAAGGAAGAUGAUGGACAACUACAAUCAAUGGCAUGAAAGGUACAAUAUUCUUUGCUUGGGUACCGCACCACAGUUUGUACGUCAACUGGGGCAACACCUUAUUUACUAUUCUACGGCUGAAAGCCAAGGCCAUCGGACUCCGACUAUUUCAACCUCUCUCAGUGUGAGCAUUGUCCUAGGUUCAUCUGAAGCCUUUGGGAACUCUGACAUACUGAGAACAUUGGGGUUCAG